UACUACUGCAAGUGAAAGGACAAAUUCAUGAGUGGUUCAGUACAGAUACAAUAAGUCUAUAUAACAUACAAAAGAGAGAAAAUUUUUACAAAGAGAUAAUAAAUCAUAACAAAUUUGGCAUCGUUAUUCUCUCAUCUCUACAAACAAGACUAACCAGAAAUGGCAUGCAAUAUUAGUAAUGGUUUUACAGAUUGGGAUCUGCAUAAUUUUGGAGUUUUAAACUCAGACAGUAAUAACAGCAUCAUGUCUUCUUCAUCUUCUUCUUCAAUGGUAAUGGAGGAUUCUUCUAGUUUUCUAUCCACUGGAUAUCUUGAAGAUGCUGUCAUGGAAUGGAGUAAUUACUGUAAAAAACAAAGACUACUGUUUUACAACUCCAGUGAUUAUGAUGCACAUCAAAUAUUUCACUGUUCUAAGCAACAGAGUGUCAACAUGGACUAUGGAGAUAAUGGGGCAAUGUGUUUUCAGAAUUUGAUGUGCUCAAGCUCAACUCCUGAAAAUAAUUUGAUGGCUGAAAACAAAAUUAAAGUUCAAGAUGAUAAACCAUUGAGUUCAAACUCCUCCCUGGGAAAUGACAUCCUCAACGAAAGUACCAAAGGUCAAAUAAAGUCAAUGAAGAGUGAACAACUUGAUCGUCGGGAAAUGAUUUCUCCGCUAUCCACUUCGUACAUGGAUUCAGUGACUAAAGAUCUAGAAGACAAGCACUCAUCUUCCUCCCGUCCAAAGAGGACUGCUGGUAAUAGGGGAAAGAAAGUGGCUUAUCCAUUUAACGUGGUUAAACCAGGAGGAAUAGAAGGGGAUGUAACAUUAAGCGACAUAAAUAACAGGCUACUUAUGCGACCGACAAGGCCUAUUAAGCACCCAGUUGGUGACAUGGCGUGCCUCCCAGUGUGUGUCUCGACCGGUGGGCCUGGUCUUUCUGGUAAGGCUGUGGUAGCUUUCACCAGAAUUCACACACAAGGGAGAGGAACUGUGACCAUUAUAAGAACAAAAGGCUGAAGACGCACAAGAGAAAUAGGUUAUUUAAAAGAUUGUUUUUUUUUUCCACAUGUACAUGUUCAAUGUCAUAUAAAUAUAGUAUGUAAUAAUAUUUAAUUAUGUAAGAUUAUUUUGUUCAAUAUUUGUAUGUCAAAUUAUCAAGUCUGUCUACUGUUCAAUUUUCCUUCA
Messenger RNA from Papaver somniferum (opium poppy), 1164 nucleotides. RefSeq lists its product as uncharacterized. The record is from RefSeq and is a predicted model, not a curated record. Lineage: Eukaryota; Viridiplantae; Streptophyta; Magnoliopsida; Ranunculales; Papaveraceae. Bases 160 to 996 code for a protein of 278 amino acids. Gene Ontology annotation, biological process: female meiotic nuclear division; male meiotic nuclear division. The transcript is spliced from 5 exons.